AUGGCUCCUCUAAAGAUACAUGGUUUUAUCCAAAUUUGGAGCAAGAAGACUGGGGUAACUAAAUCUAGAGAAGUAUCCAUCAAAACAGUGGAAGGAAAAAAGGAAACUAGCCUGGUGGUCAUUUUCAACUCUGGAGAAUUUAUAAGGGUUUUUCAGCUAAGUAAUAAUAUUACAAGUGUGGUCCUUAGACAUGAUGGAGAGAGACAAAGUUGCCUGAAUUUAACUUUGAAAAAUAAUAGCUCCUUGUUUAUUGACAAAUUAUCCUACAGAGAUGCUGAGCAGUUGAAGAUGUUCCUGGACAAAGUCCAUCAAAACAAAUUCCAAUCACCUAUGAAAUAUGAUAAUGAUUGGGGUGUUUUUGACAGCAGGAAUACACAGAAAGAAAUUGACAAAACUCCAUUUCACAAAGUUUGUGACAAGCCAAAUUAUGGAUCAUUUAAUAUAGAAAAAGGAAGUGAAACACCUUUCCCUCAGAAGGUGUCUUCAUUAAUGUUAAAAUCACCAAUGCUUGUCACAACAGGGCUAUCAGGAAAUCAAGGUGGAAAGUGGAAAAGAACGCUAUCAUAUGGUCUAGAGAUGAAUGAGGGCCUCCAGGAAGAAAAUAACCCCAUGCUAAACAAGAAAAUGAAGGCAGAUUCCUUUAAGUAUGUAAGCAGCAAUGAGAAGAAACCAUUGAAUUUAAAAGAUUUAAGAAGGAAUAGAAAUUCAAAAUAUGAACCUCCACGCUGGACCAUCUCUCCUGAAAAUCCUAGCCUAGAUAAGCCUGUUCUUUCAGUCCAGCCUCUCUCUUCCAAAAGAAGUUUGGAAUUUCCAUCAGAACAAAUAUAUAGUCAGAAUGACCCAGGAUGGAAUGAACCCCAGGAGUCUCUUGGCUCUCACCCAGAACAACUAUGGCAAGGCUUUCCCAAUUUGGGAAACACCUGUUACAUGAAUGCAAUUUUACAGUCCCUAUUUGCGAUUCCAUCGUUUGCGGAUGACUUACUCAUGCAAGGUGUCCCGUGGAAGAAAAUUCCAUUCCGUGCUCUGGUUAUGCUCUUCAGCCAGUUACUGGUAUUAAAAGAUGUUUGUAACAUACGGACCAAGAAAGAGUUACUUGUAAAUAUUAAAAGUGCCAUUUCAGUGGUUUCAGAGACAUUCUCUGGCAACAUGCAGAAUGAUGCUCAUGAGUUUUUAGGUCACUGUUUAGAUAGGCUGAAAGAGGACAUGGAAAAAUUAAACAGCACUUUGAGGACUGAGAGAGAACUUGGGGAUGAAAAUUCAUCUCCGCACAUGUAUGCUGGUAAUGCUGCCGCCAAAGUAUUUGUUUGUCCUGUUGUUGCUAAUUUUGAGUUUGAAUUGCAGCGCUCCAUUAUUUGUAAAGGCUGUGGUUGGGUUGUUCUCAAGGCAGAACCAAGUAAUUAUCUCUCCAUCAACCUUCCCCAAGAAACAAAACCACUUCCUUUCUCUAUUCAAAAUUCCUUUGAUCUUUUCUUUAGAGCAGAAGAACUUGAGUAUAACUGUGAGAGGUGCAGGCACACGAGUUCUGUUGCAAUGCACAAAUUCAGUAGGCUUCCCAGGGUCCUUAUUGUUCAUCUGAAACGAUAUAGCUUUAAUGGUGUUUGGUUGCUAGUGAAGGAUAACCAUCGAGUCCAUAUUCCCAAGUAUUUAAGCUUAUCUUCUCAUUGCAAUGAUAGCACCAAACCACCUCUUCUCUUGGGUAGAAAUGCACCUACUGGGGACUCCAAAGUCCUGAAAAUCUCGCAAGAGAUGACUUCUGAGGUCAUCAGCCCAUCGACACCUUCAGUAAAGUUGAUCCCAGAAUCCAGUGAUUCCCUGGCUUUACAAAUUGGAUCAGACAAGGAUGCCGAACCACAAAAUGAUCAGAAAAUCUGUGAAGAGUCAAGCCAAGAACAGCAGCAGACAGACCUGGAAAAUGGUUCUAAACUGAAUGUAAUAGAGUCAGAACUGGUAAACUCAGGAGAUAGGACAGUCAGUGAAAAGAAGCUGCCAGCAGCUGACUCGAUGGAUCAAGAAGAUACUUCUCUUCCUAUGAUCUGUGAAGGUGGAGGUAAACCUACCAGCAGCCCACACACAGGUCUUGUAGAGAGUCAUCUUCAAGAGGUACCUGACAAUCCAGAACUUAAGAAAUAUGAGAAAACCAAAGCAUUUAUAGAGUUAGGCUUUGACAGUGUCACUGAGACUACUGAAGACUUUCAUGAGGAUAAAGAAAACAGGAUUCCAGAAAGACCUCAAGGAAUGGCUGAACAACUCCAGCAGCAUGAUGGGAAGAGAAUCUAUGAGGAAUUCCUUCAGCAGGAACCGACUCCAAGCAUUGGGAAGCCGAAUGCCCAGGAACACACAGAGAAGGACCUCAAUAUUCAUCAGAAGGCUAACCUGAAUUCCCUUGGUGCACUGGGUUCUGACAAGAACCCUGGAAGCAAAGAAAUUUUAGAUACAGAGAACACAGAAGCUGAAGCCAGGGAACUGAAAAGAAAUGCCAAGAUGGGAGAUCCUCUUCAUGCCUACCGGCUCGUCAGUGUGGUCAGCCAUCUUGGGCACUCCCCAAACUCAGGCCAUUACAUCAGCGAUGUUUAUGACUUUCAGAGGCAGGCCUGGUUCACAUACAGUGAUUUACGAGUGUCGCAAAUCAAAGAGUCCGUGAUGCAGAAGGCUAGGCUUUGCACUGGGUAUAUCUUCUUUUACAUGCACAAUGAGAUCUUUGAGGCGCUAUUAGGAAAGGCAAAGAAUUCCCAGGUACUUAGAACAGAGGUAGGGAUGCUCCCUUACUCAGGAGGAACAAGAGGAAGAUGA
Ceratotherium simum simum (southern white rhinoceros) is the source of this 2790-nucleotide messenger RNA. RefSeq names its product ubiquitin specific peptidase 29 (gene USP29). Gene Ontology annotation, cellular component: nucleus; cytosol. Gene Ontology annotation, biological process: G1/S transition of mitotic cell cycle; protein deubiquitination. NCBI's taxonomy places the organism in Eukaryota, Metazoa, Chordata, Mammalia, Perissodactyla, Rhinocerotidae. The record is from RefSeq and is a predicted model, not a curated record. Gene Ontology annotation, molecular function: cysteine-type deubiquitinase activity.